This is a messenger RNA of Phycomyces blakesleeanus NRRL 1555(-), 639 nucleotides long. RefSeq lists its product as hypothetical. Lineage: Eukaryota; Fungi; Mucoromycota; Mucoromycetes; Mucorales; Phycomycetaceae. Gene Ontology annotation, biological process: autophagosome assembly; autophagy of mitochondrion; reticulophagy. Gene Ontology annotation, molecular function: phosphatidylinositol-3-phosphate binding. The transcript has 3 exons. The annotation marks the transcript as partial. Gene Ontology annotation, cellular component: extrinsic component of membrane; phagophore assembly site. The record is from RefSeq and is a predicted model, not a curated record.
AAGGUUAAUUUAUUGCCUAUUCGUCUCUAUGUUGACCAGGAUGCACUGGAUUUUUUGGUCAAUUACUUUACAUUCGACAAGCUUAAGCUGAGAUCCACCCCUUUUACUAAUGCUACAAUCCCAAAACCGGCACCUGAAGAUGAAGACGAUGAAGACGAAGCAAAUCCAGUGUUCUUUCAAUAUGUCGAGAUAUUCCCUAUUGUCCUAAAGGUGGAUUAUAAGCCAAAAUAUAUAAAUUACGGCAAUAUAAAAGAAGGUCAAUUUGCUGAACUUAUCAAUCUUUUCCAUCUUGAUGGCGCUGAAAUGUCUCUCAAUCAUGUCAAACUUACCGGCAUUGCUGGAAUCGAGCGAGUUUUUGAGAAGCUUGGUCAAGAAUGGCUACCUCAUAUCAAGAAUACGCAAGUUCCCAAUAUGGUCUCUGGCGUAGCACCAAUUCGUUCGAUUGUGAACCUAAGUAGUGGGGUUGCUGAUCUUGUACUCUUGCCUCUUCAACAAUACCGUAAAGAUGGUAGAAUUAUUAAAGGUAGCAUUCAAAAAGGCACACAUUCGUUUGCACGUGCCACAGCUAUUGAAGCCAUCAACCUUAGUGCUCGUUUCGCCUCUGGAACUCAAGUAAUUCUAGAACACGCCGAUGGAUUU